AUGCUGAAACCGGACACAACCCAGCUCGUCAACACGACACUCCACGACCGCAUCCUGGGUACGCUCGUCGGCUCGGCCGUCGGCGACGCUGUCGGGCUGUACACCGAGUUCCUCACAGCGAAGCGCGCUGAGGCCGAGUAUCCCGGCCGUCGUUUCUCCCUUUCCCCGCCAACACCCUUUGCACGCGACAUGCACCGCCUCAAACACCAGUUGGGAGAUUGGACAGACGACACGGACCACGCCCUCCUCAUCCUCCUUUCCUUUCUGCACGGCUCGCUAACCCCGGACGACGUGGCCGCACGGCUGCGUGUCUGGGUGAAUCAGGGCUUGCGCGCACUCGACUCGCUCCCUCUCGGCUUGGGCGCGACGGUUGGCGCGAUCGUUCACGACCCAGCAUACCUCGACAACCCCGUGGCCGCAGCACUCAAAGUCUGGAGGAAAGGCAAUUGUAAUGUCGCGCCCAAUGGGAGCGUCAUGCGCACCCACCCCCUCGGUGUGGUGGGGUUAUUUACAGAAGAAGUUGAGGCGAUGGACAACGCGGCGAGACUGAGCGCCAUCACGCACGUCGACCCCCGAUGCGUCGUGUCGUGCAUGAUCGUUACGGCACUCGUGCGCGGCCUGAUCCGUGGUGAAGUGACUACCGAGGCACACAUCGACGGCGUGAUCGACCGGGCCGUUGAACGGUACAAUUGCGCCCCGGGCCCAUUCCAGGAUGCACUGGCGGUGGAUGUGGACGAGAUGAGUCUUGGACGUGGCGAGCUGCGAAAAUACACUCACGCCACAUCCCUUGCCACGCUGGACCUAGAUGUCGAGGGCAUUGGGUACGUGUACAAGGCGCUUGGGUCGGCGCUCUUGCUCCUACGACAGGCGAUGCGGCGUGUAGCGGAGGCACGCAGCUCACUUGCGGCCAAAGCGGUGCUGUUCGAGCCACUAAUCACCGACCUGGUCAUGGCGGGCGGUGACGCGGACACGAACGCAUGCGUCGCCGGCGCCCUCCUCGGCGCGUACGUCGGGUACACUGCACUGCCGGCACAUUGGCGUGACGGGCUGCGGCACGGCACUUGGCUCACAGGCAAGGGCGAGGCGGUGUGUCGCGUGCUCGGCGUGGUGGAAGGUGGGUAUGAGAGGGAAGAGGACACGGCUGUUGAUGGCGGUAGGGAGAUGGUGAGCGCCGACAAUCAGGAACGGCGAUGGAUGGAGUUGCAGGCGCGCAUGGCGGCGGAAAACACGGCGUAUCUCCAGAAGCAGAAGGAGAAGGAGGCGGUGAAAGCUCUGAAGACGAGAUGGUUAAGGUGGUAG
Messenger RNA from Cutaneotrichosporon cavernicola, 1299 nucleotides. RefSeq lists its product as uncharacterized. Bases 1 to 1299 code for a protein of 432 amino acids. NCBI's taxonomy places the organism in Eukaryota, Fungi, Basidiomycota, Tremellomycetes, Trichosporonales, Trichosporonaceae. The transcript is spliced from 2 exons. The record is from RefSeq and is a predicted model, not a curated record.